GACGAGCGCGAGCUCAAACGGCAGCGCAGGAAGCAGAGCAACCGCGAGUCCGCGCGACGGAGCCGGCUGCGGAAGCAGGCGGAGUGCGAGGCGCUCGGCUCGCGCGUCGGCGGGCUCGUCGAGGAGAACGCGUCGCUCAAGGCGGAGGUGGCGCGGCUGCUCGCGAAUUGCGAAGCGCUGAGCGCUGAC
This is a messenger RNA of Micromonas pusilla CCMP1545, 189 nucleotides long. RefSeq lists its product as uncharacterized. Gene Ontology annotation, molecular function: sequence-specific DNA binding; DNA-binding transcription factor activity. Gene Ontology annotation, biological process: regulation of DNA-templated transcription. The annotation marks the transcript as partial. NCBI's taxonomy places the organism in Eukaryota, Viridiplantae, Chlorophyta, Mamiellophyceae, Mamiellales, Mamiellaceae. The transcript has a single exon. The record is from RefSeq and is a predicted model, not a curated record.